Oncorhynchus nerka (sockeye salmon) is the source of this 972-nucleotide messenger RNA. RefSeq names its product WAP four-disulfide core domain protein 3-like. The transcript is spliced from 8 exons. Gene Ontology annotation, molecular function: serine-type endopeptidase inhibitor activity. Gene Ontology annotation, cellular component: extracellular region. The record is from RefSeq and is a predicted model, not a curated record. Bases 1 to 972 code for a protein of 323 amino acids. Lineage: Eukaryota; Metazoa; Chordata; Actinopteri; Salmoniformes; Salmonidae.
AUGGACAUGAAUUUGUCAGCGCGUUGUGCUUUGGUUCUUCUCCUGUUGGCAUUUGUAGAUUUGAAAAUAGUCUCUGCUGCAGAACCGGGAGGCACAUCUACAGCAAAGCCUGGAGUGUGCCCUGUUAGACGAUGGGGCAUAGGGAUAUGUGCAGAGUUAUGUUUCAAUGACAGUGACUGCCCCAAUGAUGAAAAAUGCUGCCACAAUGGAUGUGGGCAUGACUGCAUUGCACCUAACACAGCAAAGCCUGGAGUGUGCCCUCGUAGACGAUGGGGUUCAGGGACGUGUGCAGAGUUCUGUUCCAAUGACAGUGACUGCCCCAAUGAUGAAAAAUGCUGCCACAAUGGAUGUGGGCAUAACUGCAUUGCACCGUACACAGUGCCGAUCCCCCCGAAGGCAGGUCAGUGCCCGCUGCUUCUGAAUGUCGUGCCAUCACACAAGGGAUGUGUCCGCGAUGAGGACUGUCCUAAAGAUGACAAAUGCUGCAUCUUUCACUCUGACGCCUUGUGUGUCCCACCUGACUUCACAAAGCCUGGAGUGUGCCCUCGUAGACCAUGGGGCAGAGGGACGUGUGCAGAGUUCUGUUCCAAUGACAGUGACUGCCCCAAUGAUGAAAAAUGCUGCUUCAAUGGAUGUGGGCAUGACUGCAUUGCACCGUACACAGUGCCGAUCCCCCCGAAGGCAGGUCAGUGCCCGCUGCUUCUGAAUGUCGUGCCGUCACACAAGGGAUGUGUCCGCGAUGAGGACUGUCCUAAAGAUGACAAAUGCUGCAUCUUUCACUCUGACGCCUUGUGUGUCCCACCUGACUUCACAAAGCCUGGAGUGUGCCCUCGUAGACGAUGGGGUCACGAUAGGGGCGUGGGGAUGUGUGGGGAGUUCUGUUCCAAUGACAGUGACUGCCCCAAUGAUGAAAAAUGCUGCCACAAUGGAUGUGGGCGUAACUGCAUUGCACCGUACACAGGUGUGGGUUGA